Molecule: messenger RNA, 2516 nt
Organism: Populus euphratica (Euphrates poplar)
Lineage: Eukaryota; Viridiplantae; Streptophyta; Magnoliopsida; Malpighiales; Salicaceae
Exons: 4
Coding region: 1009-2331 (440 amino acids)
Source: RefSeq, a predicted model, not a curated record
AAAUAUACUCUCUUUUCAACUCCUACUUUUCAAUUAUUACAUAAAGAUUGAUUACUCGAAUGAUGCCAUGUUCAACGUUUUUUCUUGGUAUUAGAAGGUCAUGUCAAUCAUUUAUUGUUUAGUCAUUAAAUGAAGUCGAAUUCUUGCUCGAUCGUAACACCGAUUGUUAUGUGCUUGUAUAUAGCAAUUGGCAGGCGUUUCUUGUGGUGUUUCUGUAUUCUAAAUGAAAUUUCAUUUUACUUUCUUUUUGGGGUUGCUUAUGGUAAUGUCCUUUAAAAGAUUAGCUGAUUGACUCCAGCAAAUUGUUUCCAUCUUUGUACGUUUCUAUUCCCUGCUUUGGUCAUCUUUUCUAGUUGCAUCAAUCUUGUCAAGUUCCCUAGACUUUUUUAUUUUAUUUUCCUUUUUUUUGUGUGGAUUUAUAGCUUUUCAUGGGGGAGUAUUGCUGAACAACCUCCUCAUCUACUUUCCGUGCUGUAUUUGUUCAAUCUAUAUCGCAAUGGACUUUCUUCUUCUCUAGGCUUUAAGGGGUUGCAAUGUCUGUCUGUGAAUACGUACUUUAAUUUCGCAUUUUAACAGGCCUAAUUCUUAAGUUCAUAUCUGAUAUCUUAUCCAAUGACGUUCCAUCAAUGUAUUUAGUUGUUGUCAAAUCUAGCACCUUUUCUCCAAGCUCAUUCUCCAUACAGAUUUGCACAAACUGUCUUCACGUUCUGAUUCCAGUUUGUCCAAAUGAAGGCUUCUCAGUUAAACUCCCAAUUUUCACAUCUUCUUACCCUUAAUACUGCCAGAGGGCUUUAUUUUUGCCAUGUUGUAUGCAUAACUUGCUUCACUGUGCUUCUGAUAAUGAUGUUCAGCAUAAUCAGCUCCUUGAUACAUGAACAUGACAUGCAAAUUAACCAAAUUAUGCCCCUUGAUGUAAUUGGGAUGCAUUAAAUCACAUGAAUGACUGUGCUGGGUGUAACAUAGCAGCAGUUACAAAUUCCUUGCUUUUCAACUGUCCUUUGUAGCUUUAUGUCUCAAUUUUCAGAUUCUUUGGGUGCCGAACUUUUGGAUAAUAGGAGCAGGUGUGAAGUACAUCAUAAAGUGAAGAAAUCUGACAACAGCUUAAGUGCUGGUGAUAAGUUUCCUAUAUCAGAUUUUGAAUCCUAUGAAGACCCUGACUUGUUUGCUGUGCAAAAGGAACUAUAUCUUGCUACUUUAUGUGCAGUUGAUGAACCCCCAAAACCAUGGCAAUUUUGGAUGGUUAUGCUCAAGAAUGGAAACUUUGAUAAAAACACGACUCUUUGUCCUGAAAAUGGAAAGAGAGUCAGUAAAAUAAUAACAGGCAGAAACUUUCCAUGUUUCGGUAAAGGAUGUAUGAAUCAACCACUUGUGUACCAUAACUACUCUCAGUUAGUUUUUUCUGGGGAGAAAAUGGUGUCUUUGAGUGGAGGAUAUUUCGGGACAUAUGACCUUGAUGCUGACCUGAGCAAAGGUGUAGGAAACAACUCCUACUUUUCAGUCUUUUGGAAGAAGAAUUUGAGCACAGGGAGUUGGAUUUUCACACACAAACUGACAACAUCUGCAAAGUAUCCCUGGCUUAUGUUGUAUCUACGUUCAGAUGCUACCGAGGGAUUUAAUGGUGGCUAUCACUAUAACGGCAGUGGUAUCAUGCGAAAGUUGCCAGAUUCUCCAAACUUUAAAGUAAAGUUGACACUUAACGUUACACGGGGAGGAGGGGGAAACAGUCAAUUUUACCUCCUUGAUAUAGGUAGCUGUUGGAAGAAUAAUGGAGAUCCAUGUGAUGGUGAUGUUCUGACAGAUGUGACUAGAUACAGUGAGAUGAUAAUUAACCCAGCGACAUCAAGCUGGUGCCGCCCAGAUAACCAAGUUUCUUGCCCACCUUAUCAUGUUAGUCUGACUGGUGAAAAAAUAUAUAGGAAUGAGACAUCUCGAUUUCCAUAUUCCGCUUACCAUCUGUACUGCAGUCCAGGAAAUGCCAAAUAUCUGGAGAAGCCAUAUGAUAUCUGCGACCCAUAUAGCAAUCCACAAGCACAAGAAUUGGUGCAAAUUCUUCCACAUCGUGAAUGGUCUGUGCACGGCUAUCCUGAGAAGCAAGGAGAUGGAUGGAUUGGGGACCCUAGGACUUGGGAGCUAGAUACGGGGGCCCUUUCUAGUCGUCUAUACUUCUACCAGGAUCCAGGAACAAAACCAGCACGGCGGGUGUGGUCUUCAAUUAAUGUUGGGACUGAGAUAUAUGUUAGCCGGGCAGGGGAAACUGCUGAGUGGACUGUGAGUGAUUUCGAUGUGCUGGUUCCAGAAGAUAUUGCGAAUGAUGGUCAUAACUCUUACUGAUCUCUUCUAGCCAGUAUGUUUACUCUUCUUCAGGCGAAACACAAGUGAAUACAUUAUAAGGUUAUUUGUUGUAUAUUUGCGUUUGAUAUAUUUUUCGUAAAUGUUACAGAAUACUAUGCUUUCACUUCUUCAAGUUUUGUCCCCUUCUAAUCAGUAAAUGAAGAAAGAUAUCCUUUUGCCUUUGA